GGUGCCACGGCCCCGCUGAGCGCUGCGGGAUGGAGCCGGAACCGCGGCGGUGGCCCGCAACCACCUGCCUGGUGACCGGGGCUUCCCGGGGCUUCGGGCGCAGCCUGGUGCGGCUGCUGGCUCCGCGCCUGGGCCAGGGCUCCGUGCUGCUGCUGCUGGCGCGCUCGGCAGCUCAGCUUGCCGAGUUGGCGGCCGAGCUGCGGGCCACCGGCAGCGGGCUGCGGGUGGAGUUCGUAGCCGCCGACCUGGGCUGCAAGCAGGGGCUACGGCAGGCGACUGAUGCUCUGCGAGAGGUGCUGCCCGCCGGCCCGCCCGGCCGCUUGCUCCUCAUCAACAACGCCGGCUCUCUGGGAGACAUCUCCAAAACUUUCCUCGAUCUCACUGACCCAGAUGAGCUCAACAGCUACUUUGCCUUCAAUAUCACCUCGGCGCUUUGCCUCACCUCCAGUGUCCUGCAGGCCUUCGGCAAGCGGCCUGGCUGCAGCAGGAUGGUGGUGAACAUCUCCUCCCUCUGUGCCUUGAAGCCCUUCAAGAACUGGGCGCUGUACUGCAGCGGGAAGGCUGCUCGGGACAUGAUGUUCCAGGUGCUGGCGCUCGAGGAGCCUGACGUCCGUGUGCUCAACUACGCCCCGGGUCCUCUGGACACGGACAUGCAGCUCUUGGCCCGGACUGAGACUGGAGAUGCAGACAUGCGUCAGUUUUUCCAAAACCUGCAGGAGAGUGGCCAGCUGAUAGACUGCAGUGUGUCAGCCCAGAAGCUGAUGAAGCUCCUGGAGGAGGACACCUUCUGCUCUGGUGCCCAUGUGGAUUUCUACAGCAUCUGAGUUCCAGUUGCCACAGGCACUUAUGGAAAGCAGCUUAUCUGCAGCAUGUGUUGAUGGAGGGAAGCUGCUAUGAAGCACAGUGGCACCCCCUGUGUGCCCCAGAAACGUCCCAUGUUCCUCUGCACUCAGUGAUAGUGACCUUCCUGCAGUCCUCUAGCUCAACUCUGUAUUUCUAAUUUUUAUCCACCUGGCUCUGCAAUCAUUAAAAGAUUUG
Messenger RNA from Dryobates pubescens (Downy woodpecker), 1038 nucleotides. RefSeq names its product sepiapterin reductase (gene SPR). The record is from RefSeq and is a predicted model, not a curated record. The transcript is spliced from 4 exons. NCBI's taxonomy places the organism in Eukaryota, Metazoa, Chordata, Aves, Piciformes, Picidae. Gene Ontology annotation, biological process: tetrahydrobiopterin biosynthetic process. Bases 30 to 824 code for a protein of 264 amino acids. Gene Ontology annotation, molecular function: sepiapterin reductase (NADP+) activity.